UCCUCCAGCACUGAGGGCACCACAGAUGAAGCAGGAUUUGCUAGAGUGGGGAGGUAAGAAAGAGCCUCCUUCCCCUGUUUCCUUCACCACAGACCAUUCCUCAUGUGUCAGUCCAAGAGCAGAGCCCUCUUCACUUCCCCAAGUGUCAGUGACAGCUCUGGGUGUGCAGAGCACACCAAGGCAGCACCUGAGCACCCCCAGAGCUCAGCACAGCUCUGAACACAGGAGAAGGAGGAGGAGGAGGAGGAGGGUCUACAGAAUGCUCGUGACAUCAGGGUGCCUGUGAGCUCCUCACAGGGGUGCAGGAAGUAUAAAAGCAGAGUUCCCCGAGGAGGGUCCCUGGCGGGAGCUGGGGAGGCAGCACUGGAAUGGGUGAUGCUCUCGUUACCUCUGUGACUGGAUCCUGCUGGAAGCACACCAUGGAUGGGGGUGAGUACCUGGGCUGCAGCCUUGGGCUGUGUCUUCAGCUUUAUUAAUGAUGCCCAGUCCCUGUUCUGUGACACAGGAGUGGAGUAUUUCUAUUAGAGUAUUUAAACAGUACAAAAGACUUUCAUCUUCCUCAUUUUUACUAUUAAAAAAAAAAAAAAGCACGGUUCUGUUUUAGAAGCUCAAAAAACUCAAAUCACUUCAGAAACAAACACAAAAAUGAGGUUGGGAGGCAAUUUUAAGGAGCCUUUUUGUUCCGAAGCAAAUGGAAUCUUGCAUAGCUCACACCUUUUCUUCUGUGUUCUUAAUUAAAAAAAAAAAAAAAAAGAGAGAGAGAGAGAGAGAGAACACUCUCCCUGGCAACAUUUUAAUUCCGUGAACCAAUCGAGGAAUUGGGAGAAGAAGAGCUGAGUUUGUUAAGUCCAUCCAGUCUUUUGCAACUUAUUUCUAUUUUAAAAUAUCUGCAGGAGCACUGGGGGAAGCAGGAUGCAUUGGAGAUGCAGGAGGUUCUGGAGAUGGUCAGGGGGAUGGAUGCAAGAAGUUGCAGGGAAUAAAGGAAGCUCUGGGGAUGUUCCAGGGAUGCAGGAAGCCCUGGGGGAUGCAGGGAAAAGAGAGAGCAGGUCCCACAGGACCCUCCAGGCAGGAGCAGGAAUGAGUCGAGGGAGUUUUCUUUCUCCUGGAUGUCUCUUCAGAGCCUCUGGUAAUCAAUGGCUUAGGAAACUCCUGGAUUUUGGAAUCCCUGCAUCCAAACAAACACCAAACUGGACCCACUCACCACACAUCAUUCUUCUCGUUUAAACUUCUGGCCUCUGCAUCAUCCUGUGGGUGUUUGUGGGCUACUUGUUCCAAGAGGUUCGGUGUCUGAACUUAGCUCCUGGGAAAGGUUAAUCAGGACAGGCAAAAGAAAGAGUGAGUGAGAACCUGACCAGAUUAUGAUAAUGUUCCUGCUUUGGGUUUUUUGUUCUACUAUUGUAUUUCAGAGGAAUGUUUCCUUUUCCUGGAAGAUGCACCACCGUGGUGCUUUCUUUAAAACACACCUGGCUCGCUUCUGCAGGAAAUUUUUCACUUGCUUCUCUCUGCUUAUCUUGUCUUUUGAUUCACAGUUUCCUGAAAGGAGUGGAGGUUGAUAAUAAUUAACUUUCUUCAGUGAUAGAUCAGUGAACACAUGAAAUAAGAGCAUGACUGGGUUUCACUGGCUCCACUCACUCCUGAGAUGACAGUGUCUUUCCUCUGCCAGUUGUGAGGAGGGGAAGGGGGGAGAACAGGCUGGUAACUGCCAGUAGUCAUUAGAUCACUUAAGUAUGAUUAACUUUUCUCAGAAACAUCUGGUUCUUCCCCCAGAAGCCUCCUGUACUGCUGGAGAAGGGGCACCAGGAGCUGGGACAUGUAUAACGUACAGAGAGCAGGUUAAUCACUGCCUACACGUGUGCUGAGGCCAGAACUUGUGCUUUGCAAUUCCAGGUGGCCAAAAAACCUUCCUUCACCACGAGGGUUUGGCCAGAGCAGCUUUGCUCAGCUUUGCCAAUGCUCCCUAAAGCAUUUCUAGCUCCUUCUUUGCUCUCGUGCAUCCCUCAGCUGUAGCAGCAGCCAGACCCUCAGGAGCUGCCCUGCUCAUUUGUGUGAUCUGAUUAACCACCCUCAGGGCUGGGUCUCUCUCCUCUAGAUGUCCUGACACCAAAUACUCCCACUGGCAGAGGCCUCUCUGGGUGCACCUGAUGGGAUUCACUGCUCCUGCAGCUGCUCUUGCCUUGCCUACAAGUAGUAGCUGGUGCUGAGGGAGAUCCAGAUAAGCUGGGAGGGAUCUGCCUGCCCAAAUUCACCCCUCCUUUGCCACAGCACAGCCUGAGCUGUGCCCCAGGUGCCCAGCCCAGGUGCACCUGAAGUGAGGCUUUAAAACAUCUGUUUCUUUCCCUUUGCUAGUGAGGGAGCCUGAGCAGCUCAGCAGCUGCCAAGGGAUGGAUCCCCCCCCGGGGGCUUAGUCUGUGGAGGAAGAUUUAAAACUGAGAUGUUCCCAUCCCCUGUCAUGAACAGACUCCUUCCUUCCUUCACUCCCAUGGAGCAAUUCCCCUUUCCACCUGUUUCCAGGUCCUCCAGGACAGGAAUGGCCUCAAAGCAUCACCUCCCAGCUGAGACACACAGGGGCUGCCACGGGGCUGUGGGGCCAGGUUGACUCAUCUACUGUGGUGGGGUUUUGGUAUAUUUUUAUAAAUGAGGUUUCUAGUUCAACUGGCUGCAGGGACUUUUGAGAGGGUUUUUCUUUUCCUCAGUAUUUUGAGGAACAAAACUUUUAAAAACUUUAAGGAAAUACCCACAGCAGCCAACUGCCAGGAGGUGUAAAAAGGAAAGAAAAAGUAAAGAAAUGUAUGUAAACUGCCUGAUAAACUGCAGAGCAAGGCUCGUGUCAGGAUAAUUGCUUCUGCCCACUGCCCCAGACCACAAGACAAGUUGAGGAGAUGCAAGUCCUGUCCAGUCUGACUGAAACCAGUGACACAAACGUGCUCAAACUGGCACAGAGGGAGCAGGAGGCAGCAGGGCCUCUCUGGUUGUGCUUUUGCAAACGUGUAAUCUGAGGUGGGGGCACAGAAGAGGGGCAGAAACAGCACGGGCUUUCUUCAUAUUGAAAAGUCGUUUGACAUUUAAGACAGUUGAAACAGCAACUGAGAAAGGGGAGAAAAAAGAAACCUAUGAUGAUCUUCAAAGGAAUGGUAUCAGCUGAACUGUUUCAGGAGUUGGUUGAGUCACGUUCUCAGUCCUGUUUUUCUAGACCUUCACAGGGUGAUAAGAAAACAGAGCAGAGCAAAAGGAGCCCUCACAGGGGAGGGGACUGGUCAGGUGAAGUCAGGGCUGGACCUGGAGUUUGCAAACCAAGCCACGGAGAGCUGGUGGAGUCUGGUUUACGUGGGUGCUUUUCCUCCAUGAAAUGAGGGUGGUUCUUCUCUGCCUCUUAUCCAGCAGCCACAGGUGUAAUUUCCUGGUGGGCUGAGCUACCAGCACAGGUACUCAUCACCCAUCCACAGGCAGCCAGGAGCUCCAGGAGCCCCAGGGCAGCCAGGCUGUUCAGAAGGUGCAGCAGAAGGCCAAAGGCUGCUGUGGUGUUUGCAGAGUCAGGGACUCUGUAUUCCAGGCAGGAAGGGCAGUUACAUCUUGCUCAAACCCACCUGGGGUCUCAGUCCUCGGGGUUUUGGUGUAUUUCCUGUAUCAUAUGCAAAAGCCAGGGCAGCAGCUUGAAGGGGUGACACCACAGCAGACACCAAACCUCUUCCUGCAGUCUGGGACUGAUCAGAGGGAAAGCCCCUGGCUGGACAGAGCAGCCAGGAGCUUCAGCUCACCCUCAGUCCCUGCCUUGCACUCUCCACUCCUGAGUCCCCUCAGGUUCCUGCUGAGUUCCCAUGGGAACCCCUCAGAUACCCCCAGGAGGGUCUGGAGAAGGUGAGGGGAGGAUGAACAUGGCUGAGCACACAGCUGCAUGAGCACCAAAGAUGAAAAUAAGGGGGGGAAGGUGAGACAGAGCUUCUGGGAUGCCUCGGGGGAGGCGCUCACACAGGCCUGGGGAUGAGCACUACAAGUUUUCCCACAUGGCUGAGGAUUUCUCUGACCCACACAUCACCUUCAGGUAUUAAAAACAUCCCCACUCACAGGUAACUCUGUCUCAUACUGGUGAAGAUGUAACAUGUGACUUAAUUGGUGCAGUUGCCUGUCGUGGAAGUUCAUCAUCCUGGUGCAGAGCAACAUGAGCAGGAGCCUGGCACAAAGCUGAAAGCAAGCAGAGCUGGGUCCAGCAGGCACUAAGCACAGAAUCAGCCACAGUCAUGAACAACCAGGCCAUGAGGAGCGAGGCAGAGUUCUAGGAGGAACAGGCAGCUGAAAGCCAAAGGUAUCUCCUUGCCGAGCACCCCCAGAGCAGAAAACUCACAGGGUGUGAGGGGCUGCAGGGACCAGCCAGGGCCUGGAGGGACAUCCUGGGCCAAGGCACCCCUCAGGGAGGGACACGUCUCCUCCUCACACCAGAGUGGAGCUCGGGGCUGUCUCACUGCCACCUUCCAGCUGAGCAACUUUCAGUGGCAGCUGCCUGAGGUAGGUGCUGGUAGGAGCUGUAAAACCAGUGAGGAGAAAGCUUUCCCUGGCCCCUGCCCUGCUAACCACAGCAGGAAGAGCUGCUUGGCUGAGAUCACUCUCACCACCAUCAUACCUGGCUCUAAAUUCAGCUUUUCCUCCCAGCUGUCAGCAUCCUAUAUUUUCACAUCCCAAGGCAGCAGAAGCCAACUCUUGACAUUUAGAGACAAGCAAUAAAUUUCAGGCAGUUCCAGUUCCAUCUGUCCCACGGGGAGCUGAGCUCUCCUCUCCACAGCCCAGGCACCACACAGGCACAGCUGGGCUGGAUUUAUGGCCCUCACAGCUGGGUGUUUUCACAUGGAUUAAGCACCCUCACUGCUCAGACACAAGGGAACAGGCUGCUGGCUGCCUGCUGGGAAAAAAAUAAUGGAUAAAAUCAAAAUGGGUGCACUGUGCCCGAGUUUAGAGUCCCCAGCUCUCAGCCUUCACUGCACGCAGUCCCAGGCAGCCUGGUCUAGGAGAAGACAUCCCUGCUCACUGCAGGGGGUUGGGCUGAAUGACCUUUAGAGGCCCCUUCCAACCCAAACUGUUCCAUGAAUCUGUGAAGCCAGAGUGGCCAGACUCCUGAGACUCCACCAGUGCUCUGACAGUAACACACACGGCCCUGGGUUAUCUUGCUGGCAUCUUCCCCAGGUUCUGGUUUCCUCGGUGGUGAGGGCUCUGCAGGGUUCACGGAGCCAUGGACAGCAUUACCCACUACUUUAUCAAAGUAAGAACCACGUGGAAACCCCCACUCAGCCACUAAUGCAGCAUCUCCUUCUUCCCUAGGCAAGCUGCUAAAGGUCACCCUUGUUUUCAGCCUGCUGCUCAUUUUUCAGUUCUGUGCCGGGGACAAUGUCACUGAUUACUACGACUCCAACAGCACCAUCGACUACAGCAUGUUCGAGUCCCUGUGUGAGAAGGAGGAGGUCCGAAACUUCCGUGCUGCCUUCCUCCCCGCCAUGUACAGCCUCAUCUGCUUCAUGGGGCUGCUGGGGAACGGGCUGGUCAUGCUCACCUACAUCUACUUCAAGAGGCUGAAGACCAUGACAGACAUCUACUUGCUGAACCUGGCUCUGGCAGACAUCCUCUUCCUGCUGACCCUUCCCUUCUGGGCCACGAGUGCGGCCACACACUGGAUUUUUGGGAGCUUUGCCUGCAAAGCUGUCUACUGCAUCUGCAAAAUGAGUUUCUUCAGCGGGAUGCUGCUCCUCCUGUCCAUCAGCAUCGACAGGUACUUCGCCAUCGUCCAGGCAGCCUCAGCCCAUCGCCUGCGUCCCCGGAUGAUAUUCAUCAGCAAGGUGACCUGCGUCCUCAUCUGGCUCCUGGCCUUCAUCCUCUCCAUCCCUGAGCUGGUUCACAGCGGUGUGAACAACUCAGGCAGCACCUCCCAUUGCUCCAUCAUUGCUAAUGACUUGCAGACCUUCAACACUGGCAUCAAAGUGUCCCAAAUGGUGUUCGGCUUCUUAUUUCCCCUCCUGGUCAUGUCUUUCUGCUACCUCAUCAUCAUCAAAACGUUACUCCAGGCCCGCAACUUUGAGAAGAACAAAGCCAUCAAGGUCAUCAUCGCCGUGGUCAUCGUCUUCGUCGUCUUCCAGCUGCCCUACAACGGCGUCAUGCUGGCCAAGACCAUCUCAGCCUUCAACCAGACCAGCUCGUGCGAGGAGAGCAAGAAGCUGGACGUGGCAGACGACGUGACCUACACCCUGGCCUGCUUCCGAUGCUGCCUCAACCCGUUCCUCUACGCCUUCAUCGGCGUCAAAUUCCGCACCGACCUCUUCAAGCUGCUGAAGGAGCUGGGCUGCCUGAGCCAGGAGCGCCUCUGGCAGCUCACCUCCUGCCGCGACAACAAGAGGAGCUCCUUCGCCAUGGAGACAGAGACAACCACCACCUUCUCCCCGUAAGCCGAGCCCCAGGCACGCCUUGGUCGAGCUGAAAUGGUUUUGGACAUUUUCUCUAGUCUGAACUCCUGGCAGAGCAAGACCUGCCACACUGCAGAGAAGUCGAGGGGGAAAUCCAGAAGCUUCCUCCUGUUUCAAGCAGCAAGGGCUGCUGGCCAAUAUCCCAUGGGUGGAGAGACUUUACAACAGAGCUGUCACUAACAGCAAAGCAAGGGAGAGGUGGUGAGGCUGCAAUUCCUCCUGUCAUUUCACCUUCAGCUUAGUCUUUCCCUGUCAGAAUGAGAAACGCUCAAAAUAGAACAUUUACCCUAAAAGCGACAAGUGCCAAGAGAAAACAGACGUUGGUGCAGCAGAACUGUCCGGGAGCAUCACCCUUGCUUUGGAUGGUUUUUUGAACAAGACAACAGCUCUGCAACCCCACAGAAAUGCCCUUGCACUGAGUCAGGCUGAGGCCAACCCCCACCCGCAGCCUCGGGCUGGAUCCAGCACACAACCCCAGCUGUGGAGUAUCAGAGCACACGACUGCUCUGCCUUCCCCCACGAAAUGUGAGACAUGACCACAGCUAAUGCAAAAUCCAUACAAGCUCUGGCCAUAAUAUCAAUUAUUUUUUAUAACAUUGUAGCCACUCGUAGCUCUGUCAGGAAAAGUACAAAUUCUACUUUACUUCUGCCUGUAUCCUGUUUCUGGGCUAUCACCUGCUGACCUUGAGAUAAAUACGAAUGUGGGUUUUCUCCUCCCUUCCCAGUCCUUCUAGCAGGACUUCAGCUGCCUUUGAAGUCAGAUCUGUAUUUCACUCAUAAGCUACUGGGGCGUGUUUUGCAUCGGUGCUGUCGGCGCCAACAAAGACACGGCUCGCUGAGGUUUGAUCUGAGCACAGUCCCACCACUGCCAGGACCACAGCAGCUGAACAGCAGAUUAUUGCCAUGGAAAAUCAGACCUCGGAGGAGCCCAGGCUGUAAUUCCAGUGGGUGCUUUCACAGGAAGAGCAAAGAUUCCUGGUGACAGAUGAACGCUCUGGGAACCGCUGUCGUGGGACAGCUGAACGUCAGCUGGGAGGAGCUGCUGCACAGCCUGUGCAGCUGUCCCUGUCCUUGUCCUGUGCUCCUGUCCCUGUCCUUGUCCUGUGCUCUGAUCCCACAGCACCCAGCUCUCCCAGAGCCAUCGCCAGGGGAGAGAGGUCCCAGCCUGGAGCUGCUCCCGGGGCUGCCAGGGGGGACAUGUCCAUGUUCCCCUGAACACACAGAGCCAUGAGCAGCAAAACACUCACUAAACAGACAUUUAUCCUUCUUUUCAACACGUGGAUCCAUCAGAGGGACAAAGAGAACUCUCUGGUUUAUGGGUUGGAGAGCAUUGCUUUAGAGAAUUGAGGAUUAAACUUCCAAGACAGAAUUCACUGGCUGGGUCUGAGACAGCUCUGCCAGUUAUUUACCUGGCUGCCACCAAAUCUAAAUAAAUUCUCCAUAAACCACUUAGCUCUGGUGUAUGGGAUUUUUGUCAAGGGCUGGGAUUUGGGAAGAGAGGACAUUCUGCUUUGUGUUACCUAUCUGUGCCCAAUUGUUGGACUCAUUUUCAUUUAGAGUGCCCAGGUAACUGUACAAAGUGCUGCUUCUCUGUCACAAGAAACAGGGGCUGACAACUGACACUGAACACCUAUUUGCCCUUGGUUUCUCUCUCAUCCUUAUUUGGGCAAGACACAGCUAUCAUGAUCUUGGCCAGAGCCAGGGACACCCCAGCACAGGGUGUGUGCAGUUUUCCUCAUCAGUAACAAUAUAUUGUUAAUGCAUAUUCAAUAUGUCAAGCUGCUUUAGAGACAAAGUUCAACCUGUUUGUGAAUGUACCCCAAGAACCCUCUGCUUCCAUGGAACCUUUCCAUGCAGAACCAUCCACCUUAUUCCAGCCAGGAAACUGCUCCACCAGCACAUGGAGCUGUACUUGUGUCCUGUAGACCAAAGCCAUUCCCCCCCUGCAGAUGAAGAAGUCUCCAGGUCCUUUCAGACCAGAUGAAUUCCAAAUAGGAUCACACACAUCAGAAAGGAGGUGCAGAGGCACCCUCUGGGACAGCUGCAGCAGGGGUGAUGUCAGAGGGCCUGGCUUUCCCUGGUUAAAUUUAACGGGCAGAUCAAAUUUGCAUCUAAUUUAGAUGAGUCAUGUUAACUGUUGGCCGAAGAGCCCAACCUGAGAUUCCCCACUGGUGUCUAAAAACUGACUGUAUUUUGCUACUCGAGAAAAAUAAAUUAUAA
Molecule: messenger RNA, 8660 nt
Organism: Motacilla alba alba
Lineage: Eukaryota; Metazoa; Chordata; Aves; Passeriformes; Motacillidae
Gene: CCR7
Product: C-C motif chemokine receptor 7
Exons: 2
Coding region: 5418-6422 (334 amino acids)
Biological process (GO): chemotaxis; immune response; inflammatory response
Cellular component (GO): membrane
Molecular function (GO): chemokine (C-C motif) ligand 21 binding; C-C motif chemokine 19 receptor activity; chemokine (C-C motif) ligand 19 binding
Source: RefSeq, a predicted model, not a curated record